Molecule: messenger RNA, 2918 nt
Organism: Fimicolochytrium jonesii
Lineage: Eukaryota; Fungi; Chytridiomycota; Chytridiomycetes; Spizellomycetales; Powellomycetaceae
Product: rab-GTPase-TBC domain-containing protein
Exons: 6
Coding region: 327-2750 (807 amino acids)
Source: RefSeq, a predicted model, not a curated record
GAUAUCUUACCGCCUGCGCCUUGUGAUGGUAGUGAGAGAGGGUGCGGUUCCUGGGGGGAUGUCGUAGAGCGGCGGAGCAUAGCAUCCUACCCUCCCAUACACCUCAUACACGGCUCUUCCUUUGUCCUUGUCCGUCCAGCCUUGCCGCCAGCACCUGCCGCCCAGACCUGCCGCCGCCUGAACGGCCUUCUAGAAAAGCGGCCCAACGGCAAACACACGCGUGAGCCAAACAAACGGACAACGCCGCCAGACGACAACUAAAGCCGCCCAUAACCCGCACGGCGAGGCCUGGAGGAGCAGCCGGAGACGGCACGCAGAAACGGAAGAUGGCAGAGACGGAAGCUAACCACCACCGCCAUAUCUCCAUGGAGAGCUUAAGCCAGCUCGAACAUGCGCCGCCAAACGGGAGUGGGAACGGGACUGCUGAGCUGGACAACAACGCGCCCAGGAACGUUGUGAACGGCGCUGGGGUUGGAGUUGGGGGUGGGGGUGUGGAUGGUUUGGGGGAUUUGUCUGGCCUCCUACCGCAACGCAAAACAAAAACAUCCCCCAUCGCCAUCGACACAUCCCAAUCCCGCCCCCAACAACAAAGCAGCCCAGACACAUCCCAACCCGAUUCCCGGACAACCUCCGCCACCUCCAACGCCCCCGGCUCCCCCACCUUCUCCCACGCCUCCUCCCCCUCCUCCGCCGCCACCGCCCACGACAUGUUCAACCGCCGCUCCUCCCACGCCAAAUCCUACUCCGACGCACAGAUCUUCCGCCCGAGCCUGCCGACACGGAACAAAACGGUCCCGACGGGGUUUUCGACGGUCACUCCGUCACGGCCGGCAUUCUCGACCGCCAAACCGAGACGGCCGUCGUCUUCGGGGACAGGUGGGAUGGGUGGUAGUGGGAGUUCAGUGCACCAUCGGAGUUUCUCAGAGUUGGUCGGAGCCCCGGGCCCGGGGUCUGCACCUGCCAGUGGGGGCCGGUCACCGCAGAUGUUACGAAAACAAUCCGUGAAUGUGUAUGCUGAUAACGGCGCGGACGGGUCUGGUGAUUUCGCGCCCGUUUCAGGUACAGGAACAGGCCGAAUCCGCCGCCCCUCGUUGCAAUCCUUUGACUCAACCCCCUCGACACCGACGCUUGGCGGGGAAGGCCACGACGACGAAUCCUUCUUUGUUCUCGACAAACUGGAAGAGGAUAAAGAAGCUGAGGCCGUCACCUCUGGGGUCUCGAACGCAAAUAGCCCCGUCGGCAGCACUGAGGUGAAGGAGGAGACGAAGAAGGGAUGGGGAUUUAGUCCUGCGUCGUAUUUGCAGGCCAGCUUUCAGGCGGUUAGGGAGUCGAUGUUGGGGGAUGGGGCGGGACAAGGACAAGGACAAGGGCAGGGUGCGGGUGGGGCGGUGACGCAGGGGCCGAAGACGGAGGAGGCGGCGGCGGUGGCGGCGGCUGUUGAGACUGAUUGGGAAUUCUGGGGAAAGCUGAUGAACGAUUACGAAAACACCGUGCGGAGACACCCCCGAACAUUCACCCGUAAACUCCACCUCGGCAUCCCCGACUCCCUCCGCGGCAUGGUCUGGCAACUCAUCUGCAAAGGAAAAGACCCCGACCUCGAAAACCAAUACGCUACCCUCCUCACCCGCACCUCGAUCCACGAAAAAGUCAUCCAGCGCGACCUGGCCCGCACCUUCCCGAAACACGAGCGGUUUGUGGAAGUCGGGGGGCCAGGGCAGGAGAGUUUGUUCAAUAUCAUCAAGGCGUAUAGUCUUUUUGAUACGGAGAUUGGGUAUUGUCAGGGGAUUGCGUUUGUCGUUGGGGCUAUUUUGUUGAAUAUGCCCGACGAAGAAUCCUUCUGCGUCCUCGUCCGCCUCAUGCGCACCUACAACCUGCGCGACCUGUACACGCCCAAAAUGAUCGGGCUCCAGCUCCGCCUGUACCAAUUCGACGAGCUCCUCAUCGAGCACCUCCCGCCCGUGUUCCGGCACCUCGAGACGCACGAAGUGAAAUCCAACAUGUACGCCUCGCAAUGGUUCAUGACGAUGUUUGCGUACCGGUUCCCGCUCGCGUGCGUGUUUCGGAUCAUGGACGUGAUGUUUGCAGAGGGUGUGGACGCGAUGCUGAAGUUUGCGUUGGCGCUGGUGAAGAAGAACUCGGACAAGAUCCUCGCGCUGACCGAAUUCGAGCAACUCCUCGAGUUUCUCAAGAACGGGCUGUUUGACGCGUACGCGGACAACAUCGACCAGUUCGUCGCGGACGCGGUGGCGAUCAAGAUCUCCAAGACGCGGCUGGACAAACUCGCGGCGGACCACGCGGAGGCGGUGCGGUUGGCGGGGCCCGAGCACAUGGAGCUUGAGGCGUUGCGCGCGGAGGCGAGGCGGAUGAACGAGACGAUCCGGAGGAUGGAGAUGGAGUACGAGAUUCUGAACCGCGAGCAUGUCACGCUGGCCAAUCGGCUAUUGGACCAGACCGUGCGCGCGGACAACCUCCAGACGCUCGCGACGACCCUCCAGGCGCGUGUCGCGGUGCUCGAGACGCGGGAGGCGGACGUGGCGGCGUUGGCGGAGGAGCGGGUGCAUGGGGAGAUGCAGCGGCUGGCGCAGAAGAAUCUGGAGCUGACGAGCCGGAACGUGGAGCUGGAGGAGCAGGUGGAUGGGUUGAUGGGGGGGGUGAGGGAGGCGAAGGAGGGGUGGGCCGAGUGUGAGAAUGAGAGGGCGGAGUUGGAGAGGAGGUGGGAGGGGUUAAGGAGGGUCGUUGGGGGUGGGUGAGGGACCUGGAAGGGACGGGCUUUGGAGUGUCCCUGGUGGACCCUUACCAAAGUCACAACGCCCGUCCCCCUGGUCACACGCCACACCCUCGACAAGGAACGUCCUCGGCACCCCCAUCCCAACGUUCAUCACGCCCUCACCGCCUCCGCCGCUUCACAUCCGUCCCCU